Ostrinia furnacalis (Asian corn borer) is the source of this 1922-nucleotide messenger RNA. RefSeq names its product NAD-dependent protein deacylase sirtuin-4 (gene Sirt4). The coding region runs from base 141 to 1064 and encodes 307 amino acids. NCBI's taxonomy places the organism in Eukaryota, Metazoa, Arthropoda, Insecta, Lepidoptera, Crambidae. Gene Ontology annotation, molecular function: histone deacetylase activity, NAD-dependent; NAD+ binding. The record is from RefSeq and is a predicted model, not a curated record. The transcript is spliced from 4 exons. Gene Ontology annotation, cellular component: mitochondrial matrix.
UAAAUUGACAGUGACAGAAAACAGCUGUUCUGUAGUUCUGUAUUAUUUUCCAAUCUUAUUAAUUUUUUACAAAUUUCAUCUAAUUAGAUAAGAUAUCAGACCAAAUUUUGAAUUAUAUUACCUUAUUUAUUAAGCGUGAAAUGUUUCCAGCAGUGCAUCGACUUAUUUUACCUCACUUUACAUCGUGUAAAAGACAAAUUGUUUACGUGCCCAAACAUAAACCUCCUGAACAAAAAGACUUCGAAAAGCUAAAAGAUUUCUUGAUAGCAAACGAAAAGAUUUUGGUCCUCACUGGCGCUGGAAUCUCCACAGAAUCUGGUAUUCCAGACUACAGAUCUGAAGAAGUUGGUCUAUACGCGCGCAGUAACCAUAAGCCAAUACAGUACCAAGAAUUCAUAAAAUAUCCCAAAGUAAGGCAAAGGUAUUGGGCUAGGAACUUCGUUGGAUGGCCACGGUUCAGCAAGAUAGAACCAAAUGCCACACAUCUUGCUAUUACUAAUCUACAAAAGAUAGGCAAAGUUACAGCUAUUGUAACACAAAACGUAGACAGACUCCAUCACAAAGCAGGUUCUCAUAAUGUUGUAGAACUACAUGGCACUGGCUACAUAGUCAAAUGUCUGAAGUGCCCAUACGAAAUUGACCGAGAGGAACUGCAGAAAGAGCUAUUGAAGAACAACCCUGAUAUGAGAAGUUCCUUCUCCAUGAUCAGGCCUGAUGGUGACGUGGAAUUAACACAGGAACAAGUGGACAAAUUCAGGACUCCUCUAUGCCCCAAAUGUGAAGGGCCUUUAAAACCAGACAUAGUGUUUUUUGGUGACAAUGUACCAAAAUACAGAGUUGAAAAAGUGAGACAUGAAGUUAGUUCAAGUGAUGCUGUUUUUGUACUGGGGUCCAGUUUGACUGUGUAUUCCAGUUACAGGAUAAUUUUACAAGCAAAAGAAGAGAAUAAGAAUGUGGCCAUACUAAACAUAGGUCCCACAAGAGCUGAUGAUCUUGUCCAUUUAAAAAUAUCCACAAAAUGUGGUGACAUUUUACCUGAUCUAUGCAAGUCUGUGCAUAGCUGAAAGUUCAAUUAUUUGUGUUGGGACAAAGUGCAAUCACACCUACCUCUAUGAUAGUAAUAUUAGUGUACAGUGUUAUCAAUAAACUAAAAAUAAAAUACUGUUGGCAUUUCAUUUCAAUUAUUAUUGUAUAAAAAAAGAAAGGGAUACAAAAGUUUUCUUUAGACCAAGAAUGUAAUCAUCAUUUUCUUAUAAUUUUCACAAAAAUAUUUUCAAUCAAUGGAAUUCAUAAAGGAUAGUUCUCGUACAUGAAACAAUGAAUAAGAGAUGGGUUAAACUUCAAGCAAUUCAAUAUAACCAACGGUGAAACUUGACACAAUCAUAUAAACCAUCUAAGUUCGCAACAUGAAUAAUAUUAUAGCAUUUUUAAUGUAUCUAAAAACCAGUCAUGAAAAUCAACAGUUUAUGUUCCAUGGAUAAGGAAUCAGUUUUUCUCAAAACUUUUUUGUUUGAAUUGACUAACAAGUAAUACCUACUAUGUUUUCAUUAAAGCACAAAACGGUUCAAUAAUGGUUAAAAAAUCUAGUUUGCACUUAUUUCUAACAAUUUCAUCAAAGGCAUGUUGAGGCUACCAAUCAACUUCUUUUUAUGACUUGUCAGUAAAAGUUUCUUCAAACUUAUGGCUAUACUUGGUGUAGACACUUGUGUACUAAUACUCUUUCACUAAAUCUUAAUUACUGCUAAUGUCGUAGCUAGGUACUCAAAACUCAAUUAUCAUCAUAAGUAAUAUUAACUGUAUGGUUGUAAUUCAUUAAAAAUGUCAUCACUUAUUUUGUCAAAAUAUGAAUGAACAGUAGAUUUACUUAUCAACUAAGAAUGGUUUUCUGCAAAAUUCAAGACUUUUAUUUCUAAGAUCCUAAU